CGGUGGAUUCCCUCCUCUCUAACAGUCUUAGACGAGAUCCGGCGACUCCCAAGACUUCCCAGCGGUGUCACCGACAAUUCUUCGCCGUAAUUAAACCCCUUGUGUCGAUGCUCCGUUCUCUAUCACUGGAAGCCAACGAAGUUGCCCUGCUCGCCUUUCUUAACCUCUCUGUUAUGGAUGAAACAACAGAGAACAUCAGCAGCAGCAGGGAACAGAGAACAACAGCAUCAGGGAAGCAACAAGCUGGUAGUAGUGGUACUAGUAAUCAAUCUCAUAUACCAAGUUCUCGGAUUAACACACAGUCAUACCAAACUGCUCCAUCAAAUCAGUUCAUUGGUCAAUAUGUUGUUAAUGGACUAAGUGGAGUUGACAAAAUGGUGUUGGAUUAUUUGCUACUUCCAGUCAAUUUGGAGGCGAUUGAAGGGAUGGUAAUUGAGGGGCUGAUUUACUCAUCGAUUGAUGAAAAUCACUUCAAGUCCACUGGCAAUAUGUGA
This is a messenger RNA of Lactuca saligna, 494 nucleotides long. NCBI's taxonomy places the organism in Eukaryota, Viridiplantae, Streptophyta, Magnoliopsida, Asterales, Asteraceae. The record is from the annotation of a GenBank genome assembly.